Molecule: messenger RNA, 1728 nt
Organism: Klebsormidium nitens
Lineage: Eukaryota; Viridiplantae; Streptophyta; Klebsormidiophyceae; Klebsormidiales; Klebsormidiaceae
Source: the annotation of a GenBank genome assembly
GGUAGGUAACUUUGCUAGUAGUACUACUACUAGUACCAAUGCUAGACCAGACUCCACCAACUGCACGCAGCGGUGGUGCUGCAGCUUGCAAAUUAUGCUGGUGGCAGUGGUGCCAGCAGUGGCGGCUGUUCUCUCCUAAUGCUGCGAGUAGGCACUUUAGGCUGCCUGUCAGUAGGGAGUAGGGAGUAGGGAGGGGACAGCCGCUUCCCAAUUUUGUUAAAAUAUAGAUGUGCUGGAUGUGGAAGAUGCAGCAUAAGAGCUCUGGACAAGCAUUUCUUGUGAAGAUGCCGUUCUUGAAAAGCAGAACGGCAUGUGACAGUGCUUCCAUCUGCACUCGCAACGACGAAGACACGCUUGAGGCUGCCAGAGUCGUGGCCAAGUCACCACCUUUUGACCUGCAGUGAAGCUAGAUGCAGAUGGCUGGCAAUUCUGCAUUUCCUGAUCUACAAGUCUGAGAAUCCGCAGUCUCUAGCUCUGCAACAUGAUUGCAGAAUUGUUGCUGCUUUGAAAUUCAUCCCCUGGUUACUUUCAGCUAGUUUGCCUGUAUGGAAGUUGAGGUGCAGCUUUCAGAGGCGCAGCAGAGCAGAAUCUCUGGCUACGAACAUGAGGCAGCUGCACAUCUCAUUCAGGAGCUUGUAAAGUUCUGCUUGUAUGACCAAGGGUUGACGCCAAGUAUUUACGACACACUGAAAGCGACAUGUCAGCAGUCAGGAUCUACUCAGAACCUCGGAACCACCCGCAGAAAGAUCUCAGAUCGAAGAACCUACAAGUUCGUUGCGGGUGUUGAAAAAAUGUUUGAUGCAAUCACAGCCACCAGCAUUGCAGCGUUAGAUUCCAAAGCAGCCGUUCUUCUCAUUGGCCCGUCCUUGUUGCGCCCUAGCAUCAUCUACCAGUUCGACUUUAGGGUACUGAACCAGCUUAGGCAACCAGAUGCUAUUGAAUCCACUUCACAGUCUGGGACCAUCCAGGUCAACAGUAGCAGCAUAUGCGAACAGCCUGAGCCUGCAGACAGUCAACGUGAGCAAUUCAGUGUAAGCCUAUUAAGGGAGGACGAGAAUUUUGACGCCGUCCAGAAACCGAUUGAAAUCAUCGCCAAGAAGGUAGUGAGGGCCUUGGUGAUGAAUGCAAGCCGGAUGAAUUUUGGAGGCAAUAUCCAAGGCACAAAGAAGAUGCACGUGCUUCUGCUGGGAGCUUGUGUAGCAGAAGCCCCUAGAGGCCUUCUUCCUAAGCGGAAUGUCCCAUUAGAUCACAAAAAGGCGCAAGUAGUGAAGGUAGUGCUGGUUGGAUCAAAGAUCGACCAGAUGGUGUCUGAUCUGCUAUCGAACGGUGGCGGUCAACAAACCUGGUAUCAAUGUGGAGAUUCUGUAAAGGGUCUUCGGUCGGACGGCACUCAGUAGAGACAUGACGAGUUUGCAUGUGAACUAACGCUUCGUGCAAAACCUUGUAAUCAGUAGGUUCAAAAAGACGUCCGUAAAAGUGAGGUGCAAUUUGGGAAUCCUUCGGAAUUCAGAUUCUAUGAUCGGUACGUUCAGACGUGCCACUUCGACUUGGAUUGAUAGUGGAUAUUAUAAAUGACGCUUAUUGAGGCACUUGAUGUCAAAACGGCCCCCAAACGGGCAUUGCUAUUCUUGAGACCGCGCCAGCCCUGUUGUAUGCACGCGCGCCGCGGUGCAUGCAUUUGGACUCAGCUUACGAACCAAUUUUGUAUUACAAAAAUGUCUGUGAUUG